GUCACCAGGCAUCAGGUCAUUUGGCUCGACAGCGGGCACCGCGUCAUCUGGCAAGGCAGUGGGCUCCGAGUCAACAGGCACGACAGUGAGCACCGGGGCAUCAGGUACCGGAUUGUCUGGCUCGACAGCGGGCAUCGGGUCACCAGGUAUGACAGCGGGCACUGGGUCACCAGGCAUCAGGUCAUUUGGCUUGCCAGCGGGCACCGCGUCAUCUGGCAAGGCAGUGGGCACCCGGGUCACCAGGUAUGACAGCGGGCUCUGAGUCAAUUGGCACGACAGCGGGCACUGGGAUCAGGUUCCGGAUCAUCUGGAUCAACAGCGGGCAUCGAGUCAACUGGCCUAAUAGGAUCGUCGGGCUGGAUCAGUUCAUCCUGCUGAGUAGCGGCAUCAGGCCGAGUAGCGGCAUCAGGCCGAGUAGCGGCAUCAGGCCGAGUAGCGGCAUCAGGCCGAGUAGAGGCAUCAGGCCGAGUAGAGGCAUCAGGCCGAGUAGAGGCAUCAGGCCGAGUAGAGGCAUCAGGCCGAGUAGAGGCAUCAGGCCGAGUAGAGGCAUC
Staurois parvus is the source of this 551-nucleotide messenger RNA. The record is from the annotation of a GenBank genome assembly. NCBI's taxonomy places the organism in Eukaryota, Metazoa, Chordata, Amphibia, Anura, Ranidae.